Molecule: messenger RNA, 1683 nt
Organism: Cynoglossus semilaevis (tongue sole)
Lineage: Eukaryota; Metazoa; Chordata; Actinopteri; Pleuronectiformes; Cynoglossidae
Gene: hoxa9b
Product: homeobox A9b
Exons: 2
Coding region: 412-1167 (251 amino acids)
Biological process (GO): anterior/posterior pattern specification; DNA-templated transcription; regulation of transcription by RNA polymerase II
Cellular component (GO): nucleus
Molecular function (GO): DNA-binding transcription factor activity, RNA polymerase II-specific; RNA polymerase II cis-regulatory region sequence-specific DNA binding
Source: RefSeq, a predicted model, not a curated record
CAUAUUUUUUAACAGCAAAUUAUUAUUAUUUUAUUUUUCUGAGUAUAAAGUUAAAAACGUUGCGCCUGUUCUACUUCACGACUGUAUUGGAUUACACUAACAUGUAGAAAUGUUAGGGUUUAUUGCUUAUAAAACGGAAUAUUUCCCAAUAAAAGCGCGGGGAUUUGCUAUUAAAAUCUGCUAGGGAAAAUGGUGGCCAUUUAGUUGAACAGCAGGCUGAUUUAUUAUUUAUUGUUCUGUCCCACGGUCACGUGUUUGGGGCGCCCUAUCCAGUCUUGGGCAAGGUUCAACUUACUGGACGCAUUGAGCUCCAAGCUGGCGCAGGAACACAGCGCGUGAUAUCAUGCAAUUUAUCCCAUUGAUCUGAAUUCUGCAGGAUUGUAACGCGGUAGGAUUUUUUUUUCCUUUGCAAUGUCGACGUUGGGAACGAGUUACUAUGUCGACUCGCGCAUUCUUCCCGAGCAGGAAGAUAUGGCACCGAGGUUCUCAUCAGCUGCAGGGGUGGAGCAGGCGGUGCUCGCCGAAUAUGGCGGACAGGAGUCUUGUCCUCUGCAGACGAAAUCUUCUAUUUUUGGCGGAUCGUGGAGUCCCAUCUCGACCCACCCUCCGAACACGGCACCUCCGACCUACAUUCACCACCACUACACCAGCGGGGACAGCGAUGGCGUGUUUACGCGCUCCUGGGCGAUGGAUCCGGUUUCUGCGUCCCUGUGUUUAACGGGAUUACCGUCGGCAGCCAUGCACUAUGAUAUCAAGCCGGAGCCUCUGAUUGGGAGCGUCGAGUGUACAACUUUGGAGGCGCACACACCUCUUUUGUCUGACAUUGAAAACGGAGCGUCCCUGACGGAGCUUCCCUGCGAAAGCACGUCCGCGUCUAAAGGCGCCGAGGACAGCACGUCAGCGGAGGAGAAGAGGGAGAUGGACGCAAAUAACCCAUCAUCCAACUGGCUUCACGCAAAGCCCACGAGAAAAAAGCGCUGCCCCUAUACAAAGCACCAAAUCCUCGAACUGGAAAAGGAGUUUCUCUUUAACAUGUACCUCCCGCGGGAUCGGAGGUACGAGGUAGCCAGACUCCUGAAUUUGACCGAGAGGCAGGUGAAAAUCUGGUUUCAGAACCGCAGGAUGAAGAUGAAGAAAGAAAACAAAGACCGGCGAAGGGACAGUUAAAGUGUGUUCUGGACUGAUGCUGGAUUUCAGUGUCCAGGGGUGAGGGGUUUGGGGGAGAGAGAGAGACCAGGAGGAGGGGGAGGAGGAGGAGGAGGAGGAGGGCUGUGUGUUCUACAAUAUUCCUGAGCUGUCGUUAGACUCACUGUUGUAAAGUUCGUGUUGUUGAAAACGAGCUGGAUGUUUCUGUUUACCCGGUGUUCCCUUGUUCGUGGGAGGACGCUGUGUCUCGUCAGAAUGUAGAUGUUUGUAGUUUUGACGCACACACACACACACACACACACACACACACACACACAGAGAGACACACAGACUAAGGCCUGGCUAAAACCACAGGCCUUUUUCUGACACUUGCAUGACUUAAACUUUACCUGAAUGUCUUUAUUCUGCUACCUAUUUGCGUUGUUUUAAGUUAUUAUUUUGCAACUUUAAUGUUUUUAAUCCAUUUGUGAAGAAAAAGAAGAAGAAGAAAAAAACCAAUAUGUUCACAUACUGAAAAUACCUCGCCGUUGAGUUCAU